Messenger RNA from Capra hircus (goat), 4947 nucleotides. RefSeq names its product ZFP91 zinc finger protein (gene ZFP91). Gene Ontology annotation, cellular component: nucleus. Gene Ontology annotation, biological process: regulation of transcription by RNA polymerase II. The record is from RefSeq and is a predicted model, not a curated record. NCBI's taxonomy places the organism in Eukaryota, Metazoa, Chordata, Mammalia, Artiodactyla, Bovidae.
GGCGGACGCGUCUCGAUGCCGGGGGAGACGGAAGAGCCGCGACCCCCGGAGCGGCAGGACCAGGGAGGGGGGCCGGCGGCGGCGGAGCCCCAGCCACAGCCCCCUGAGGCGGCGGCGGCGCCGCCCGCGGGGCCCCCCAGCAGCCGCGUGCUGAGGGGAGGCCGGGACCGGGGCCGCGCCGCCGCGGCCGCCGCCGCCGCCGCCGUGUCCCGUCGGAGGAAGGCCGAGUACCCGCGCCGGCGGAGGAGCAGCCCCAGCGCCAGGCCCGCCGACGCCCCGGGGCAGCCGGCCCAGGCCGCGAAGCCGCCGUCCCCGGCCCAGGGCAAGAGGAGCCCGCGCCUGCUAUGCAUAGAAAAAGUAUCAACUGAGAAAGAUCCCAAGGAAGAGAAAGAGGAGGAAGAGUCUCCCUUAGCUCAGGAACCUCCCGCGGCAGCAGCUCGGCCUAGCCGGGGCUGGCGCGGCAGCAGCCGCACAUCCAUCUCUCGGCAUCGCGACGCGGAGAACACCCGCAGCUCUCGGUCCAAGACUGGUUCCCUGCAGCUCAUCUGCAAGUCAGAGCCAAACACAGAUCAGCUUGAUUAUGAUGCAGAAGAGCAUCAGUCUCCAGGUGGCAUUAGCAGUGAUGAGGAAGAGGAGGAGGAAGAAGAGAUGUUGAUCAGUGAAGAAGAAAUACCAUUUAAAGAUGAUCCAAGAGAUGAGACCUACAAACCCCACUUAGAAAGGGAAACCCCAAAGCCACGGAGAAAAUCAGGGAAGGUGAAAGAAGAGAAAGAGAAGAAGGAAAUAAAAGUGGAAGUCGAGGUAGAGGUGAAAGAAGAAGAGAAUGAAAUCAGGGAAGACGAGGAGCCUCCUAGGAAGAGAGGAAGAAGGCGGAAAGAUGACAAAAGCCCACGAUUACCCAAAAGGAGAAAGAAGCCCCCCAUCCAGUACGUCCGCUGUGAGAUGGAAGGCUGCGGGACCGUCCUUGCUCACCCGCGCUAUCUGCAGCACCACAUUAAAUACCAGCAUUUGCUGAAGAAGAAAUAUGUAUGUCCCCAUCCCUCCUGUGGACGACUCUUCAGGCUCCAGAAGCAGCUUCUCCGACAUGCCAAACAUCAUACAGACCAGAGAGAUUACAUCUGUGAAUAUUGUGCUCGAGCCUUCAAGAGCUCCCACAACCUGGCGGUGCACCGGAUGAUCCACACCGGCGAGAAGCCGCUCCAAUGCGAGAUCUGUGGGUUCACGUGCCGGCAGAAGGCGUCCCUUAACUGGCACAUGAAGAAGCACGACGCAGACUCCUUCUACCAGUUCUCCUGCAACAUCUGCGGCAAGAAGUUUGAGAAGAAGGACAGCGUGGUGGCGCACAAAGCGAAGAGCCACCCCGAGGUGCUGAUCGCCGAGGCCCUGGCCGCCAACGCCGGCGCGCUCAUCACCAGCACAGACAUCCUGGGCACAAGCCCCCAGGCCCUCAGCCCACCCGCCGGCGGCCAGGGCCUGCCACUGCUUCCCGAGCCCCUGGGCAACCCCGCCCCCGGAGAGUGCCUGCUGCUGGAAGCCGAGGGCGUGUCCAAGGCCUUCUGUGGCGGGCCCGAGCGGGUGAGCCUGGUGACCGACGGCAAGCUCUUCGUGGGCGGCGGGGGCGGCACGGGCGCGGACGGGCUGGUCAUGAACUCGGACAUCCUCGGUGCUACCGCAGAGGUCCUGAUCGAAGACUCGGACUCAGCGGGGCCAUAGCCAGGGGCGGACCGGGCGCUGGGACGGCUCAGACUUUGUAUUUAAAAGACAAAAAGGACAAAAAAAAAUUUAAAGCAUUUAAAAUCUAGUGAAAUAACUGAAGGGCCUGCUCUUUCCAUUGGGUCACAGCACACACACACACACAGCCCCUCUUCUCCCUCUGUCACCCCCUUGAUAAAAUUGACGUUGCCUUUCCCAGGAAGCUCGACAAAGAAGCCGCUGCAGCAGCUCUUAAAGGAAGGGUUCUUUCUAAACUCACUUCCAACCAGGCAGACUUCCUGCUCAUCAGCAGACCCCCCCCCCUUUCACCCCGUAGCUUCAGUGUGCUCUGGAUCAGCUUUUAACUCUUAAUGAUAUAUUGAUAUCCUCUCGACCCCUCCUCCUCCUCUCCCGCUGCCCUGUGGUCCUGGCUUCUACCCUUGCAGCACAUGUAUCUUCCAAGUAUCAUAUACUUCUAAUCUCUGGAGGCUGGCAGCUUGACUUGGCACUUUAAGGCCCCUGAGCAGGGUGAGCUGUUAAAACAGCGCACAUCUCUCACCCCCUCUCCCUCCACCCUCUCCAGGUGAAGGAAGGAAGGCAGGCUGCAUGGGGACCACCUCCCUCCUCUUGGCCUUCUCCGUCUUCCUCGCCGCGCCCCCCAGCCCCUCCAUAAGGUUCUCAAUGGUGCUCACUCGCUCGCAAGCAGGCUCCUGGCAAGGAGGGGCCGCCCGCCCCAUGGUCUCCGGCCAUAGACAGGGCUCUAUCGGUGAGAAGUCCCAGACUAAUGACAGAAAUUUGCACUUUGAACAUGUGUGUUUUUGUGUUGUGGAACCUGAGAUUCCUUAUUUAUUAAUGGAAAGUCUGAUUUCUUUUUUUUUUUUUUUUUUUUGUCUUUGUUGCUAUAUUUUGUGGGGCUGGGCAAGAUUACAUUAUUCUGACGUGGGGUCCUUUGCAUAAGAGGUACUUGUAGAAGGCAAAAUAGAGGGUUGAAGAAGCACAGCCAGCCCCUGAAAUCAUAGCGCUCCAGUGGCCUUUGCAAAAAGCUGGUCCUCAGCACCGACAGAAUCACUACAGUGCUUUUCUGGAAGCCUCUUCAGGGAAGGACGGUGGGGUGUGGUAACUAGCACUCUUCGAGCUUGCAGAGCAUCGAGGUUCAGGAAUUUUGAGGGGAGGAAGGAGGUUAUUCAGGGUCUGAACUACAGAUGCAAGGUUUUCUCUUGAGAGUUGUUCUUUGUCCCCAUCGUUUCUCUGUACACACCCCCCUGUCAGCCCAGCUCUGGCCCCUCUGUCUUUGCUUUGUUUCAUCGUGGGUUCGUCUCAGCUCCCAUUUGGUGAAGGGCACUGCCGUCAGAAAAGGAAUCAUCCGAGUUAGAUGGUUUUAAGUCAAAGGAAAUUGUUCUGUUCUGUUUCCCUUGUAAGAACACUUCAGAAGAAGGAAGUCUUCAGCACAGUUAGUAGUCUGUAUGAUGCUUUGGCUUCCACCUGAAAUUCCAGGAAUUACCGUUGCCCUUGAGAUAGGGACUUCAUGGGGUGGAUCGCUUACUACUGUCCACGGGGGAGAGACAGUUUUGUACAACUUCAUAACGUCCAGAAGACUAAAGAUCCAUUUUGGCUCAUUUUUAGAGAGCUGGAAGGGCAGUUUCUAUCCUACAUACCUCAGAAACUGAGAUUAAAGGCUUGCCCUGCUCAUUGUUCGUUAGAGAUGUGUAAUGGCUGUUGGAAAGAAUGAAGCUUUGCUGAGAACAGAAUAAGGAGCAGCUUGUUUUCCACAAACACUAAAACUACAAAGUUUAUCAGUUUUCUCUCUGAUUUUUUCCCCCCCCUAAAAAGAAGGGUAACAAAAUGCCAUCUCUGAAAGAAGCUUGCUCUACACCCACUGGUGUGCGUGGGGUAGGGAGGGAAGCGUCUGCAGUGACCGUCUUAGACGCUGCUGUCUGUGUUCCGUGGGGAGGCUUUGCCGUCGCCUCCAGGGCCGGGCAGAGAGUGGAGUAAGGAUGGGAGGAAUAUGGAAUGUGCUUUCCUGGCCACAGUGAGGGCUUGGAGUUGAUUCUGGUGUGUUGAGUAGAUGUGAAACUACUAUAAGAUUAAUCGGACGGGUCUACAGCGAAGUUCCUUUCCCGUAUAAGUCCUUUGGUUCACUAGCCGGCGUCUAUAGCCGCCACUUCUUGCCAUCAUCACGUUGACCUUAUCCUUGGUCUCCGUGAAUUACAUUUGCAGCGCUUAGUCAUCGAAUGUUUUAGCCACCUACACAAAAGCAAACUGCAUUUUUAAAAGAGAACUUGGAGACAGAGGGAAAAUGUUUUCUUCCCUUUAUCACACCCCUCCCCACCCAGAGCAGCUCAUCGGUUCUCCUGAUUUGAAACUCCCCUUGUCACUCUUCACAGCUGCCAUUUGCCUGUAAUUUGCUUCAGUGAGUUAUUGUAGCAGGCUGCGGUGAAUUUUCAGGUAUUUUUCAUGGGCUCAGUUUGCUUCCUUUUGAGAAAGGGAUGCCAGCGAAGGAGAGAGUGGCUCUGAGUGAGCUGUCACCAGUUUCUCUUCCUUUAACUUUCUGCUCCUCAGACGUUUACGUCACCAUCCUUCUAAGGAACUCAGUCUUAAAAUUCUCCGUUUCCUACUCUUAAUCAAAUUCUGGUACAUUUUUAAUACCUUCUUCCCACAGCAUAUUCAUCUUUAAUCAGCGGUUCUGAAUUUUGGAAACGUACUUGAAACAGGUGUUUCUCCAAGGUGUGCUUUCCCCCUUAUUUGUGGUUGCCCGGGGUUAUUUUGCAUAAUUGAGACUUAAUAUGUUUCAGAGAAUUUAGAUAAACACUGGCCAGGAUGACUGGGAGUGAAAAUAGAUACAUUAAUGUAUGGAAAAGCAUCCACAUAGAGCACUUGAACCUCCUUAGAACCUGUUUGGAGAAAAAAUAUAGAGUAUACUAAACCUCACUAAGGUUAUUACGGUCAGGCUGUUUGAAGCACCAUCUUUCCCUCCUGCCUUUUUCCCACCUUCCAAUGUACUCAAGAAAAUUGAAAAAUUGUAACGAAUCAAUUUAAAAUAUUUUAUUUCCUAAAAGCCUUUUUUGCCUGUUGUAAUGUGCAGGACCCUUCUCCUCUGAUGGGAGAGAGACCUGAAUCUAGGUCGAAAAGCUUAUGUAAAAAGAAACUAUAAUAAAAGGGAUACUCUGCUUUUCAAAUCCUUGUUUUCUCUUAAUCUAGCUAAGGCAUAUCCAAAAUAAAAUGUAAAGAAGAAUAAUAAAAAUUGUCUUCAUGGAA